GCCGCGCCGAGGAGGCGGAAGCGGCUCGGCGGGCGGGAGCAGCCUUCCUGGGGCCGCGGGGCGCAACGGGGCCUCGAGGCUACGUCAGGGCCCCCGGGGCCGCGGCACUUCCUCCCCGCGGCGCCGCUUCCGCUCGGCAGCCGCCUGGCAGGGCCGCGGGCUCGCGGGGCGCCGGCGGCCGCCCCCAUGUCGCUGGCGCUCAAGGCCCGGCAGAAGGCGAGGCGCAAAGGCGGCGCCAAGGAGCGGGUCUUCGGCUGCGACCUCCUCCAGCAUCUCCAGCGCUCGGGGCAGGAGGUGCCCCAGGUGCUGCGGAGCUGCACCGAGUUCGUGGAGCAGCACGGGGUGGUGGACGGCAUCUACCGCCUCUCGGGCGUCUCCUCCAACAUCCAGCGGCUGCGGCAAGAGUUCGACAGCGACCGCUGCCCGGACCUGCACAAGGAUGUCUACCUGCAGGACAUCCACUGCGUCAGCUCCCUCUGCAAGGCCUAUUUCCGCGAGCUCCCCAACCCCCUGCUCACCUACCAGCUCUACGACAAGUUCGCCGACGCUGUGGCCAUCCAGAUGGAAGAGGCGCGCCUGGUGAAGAUCAAGGAGGUGCUGAAGGAGCUGCCAGCACCGCAUUACCGGACCCUGGAGUUUCUCAUGAGGCACCUUCUGCACAUGGCAUCCUACAGCAGCCAGACCAACAUGCACGCGAGGAACCUGGCCAUCGUCUGGGCCCCCAACCUGCUCCGGUCGAAGGACAUCGAGGCCACGGGGUUCAACGGCACCGCAGCGUUCAUGGAGGUGCGCGUCCAGUCCAUCGUUGUGGAGUUCAUCCUCACCCACGUGGAGCAGCUCUUCGGGGACGCCCCUCUCUCUGGCAGCGAGCACAAGUCCCUGCGGAGGUCCCUGCUGCCCGGCGUGGGGCUGCCGGGGCCCCUGCCCGACGGCCAGCCCGUGCCCUACCACGUGCCGGCCGUGCUGAACCAGGGCGACGGGCCGCCGCAGAUCCGGCCCUAUCACACCAUCAUCGAGAUCAGCGACCACAAAAGGAAGGGUUCCCUCAAGGCCAAGAAGUGGAAGUCCAUCUUCAACCUGGGCCGCUCGAGCCACGAGUCCAAGAGGAAGCUGGUGAAGCCGGAAGAGAAAGAGGAUAAAUGCGGUAAAAUAAGCUUGAGGCCAGCCAAGAGCAUGGACUCACUCAGCUCCAUGCCUUUCAUCAGUGAGGAUGUCCCUCAGCUGGGCAAGAAGAGGUCGAUAAAGCAGCCGCCACAGCGCCGGGAGAGCUUCGACACCUGCUCCUCGCCCUCACGGGAGGAGAGUUUCCCGGAGCAGGACGAGAGCCUGGAGGAGAAAUUCAAGGCGAAGGAGGAGCCGCGGAGCCUGGAGUCGGAGGGCGAGAGCAGCACCAAGUCGGAGCCCACCACCCCCAAACCAGGACGGGCGUCGCUGGUCGGGGGGGCUGCCCCGGGCCGCUCGCCCAAGGCCGCCCGCAGCCGUGCCGAGAAGUGCGCGGGGGUCCACAUCUCAGGCCCCUUCUCUGUCACUGUCCCCUUCCACAUCACUUCCAACCUGUCCCGCCUCACCCGGGGGCUGGAGUGCCCAGCACUGGGCCAACUCAGGGAGCCCGCUGCCAGCCCUCCGGCUUCUGCCCGCGCUGCUGCCGGGGAGCCCGAGGCACCCGAGCCGCAGGAAAACCCCAUGGUGGGGGCAAAGGCGGACGGCCCUGCGGAUGCAGAGGAAACCCGGCUCUCCCUGGAGCUGCGGGACUCCUUCGCCUUCCUGGACAACCAGGACUCAUGGCUGGACUACGCCAGCGAGGGCGACCCUGCGGCACGGUCCCUGCUCGGAGACGCUGGCCUCGAGGACGGAGACAGCUUCCCAGCCAUAGAGGAGGGCAUGGAAAGCGGGUUCAUGAACCCGGGGGAGUCCCCCAUGGAGCAGCCCGCCAGCUACUUGUCCAUCGAGGAGUGCAUGGACGAGGAGAUGUUCUUCAUGGCUCCCAGCGGCUCUGAUGCUGAGGACUCCUCCAAGGACACCGACUCCGAGGACAUGUUCCUCAGCGCCAACGAUGACCUCAGCCCGCUGGCCGCAGAGCUGGAGCCGCACACAGAGCUGGCAGACCAAGGGACGGCUCCGGAGCCGCCCGUGCCUGCUGAACCGGGGACCACCAGCAACGUCAUACUGCAGGAUGGCUUCCCAGUGCUGGAGGCGGCAGGGCUGCAUCCCGUGGAGGAGGAUGCCGGAGGUGACGGGGAGCAUCCGAGGGGGCCAGGGGGUGAGACGGCAGAGCGGGGUGCACAGGGUGAACCCCCAGAGGAAGAGGGGCAGGGCGGAGGUGGCGAGGAUAAGGCUCUGGAUGACAGCGCUGGCCCAAGCAGAACUGACUCCAGCACCGAAUCCGGCACUGGAGAUGAAGCUGGACAAGCCCUGGGCUGCAUGGAGACAAGUCCACUUCCCGAUGUGCCAGAUGGGGAAGUUGAAGAGGAUGGAGCUGGCUGCGGUCCCCCUGCAGCAGAGGAGCUGGAGACGGGGAAGGCUCAACCCCAGCCGUCACAGGGGUCCCCUCCAGUCGCCUGGCUGGAGCCGACCCCUCAGGAGCCGCGGAGCCUCCCGCUCCUCGAGUUUCUGCCUCGCUCCACGGCACGCGCAGAGGGGACCGUCCCGGAGGGCAUCCCUGACGCUUCCCCACUGUCCGCCUCAGCCCCGGAGCUGCGGGACGCUCUCCCCGAGGCCCUGGCGCGAGGCUGUGUGGAGCUGGCCCCGCGCCCCGAGCCGGCGGCCGUGCUUCGCCGCGACGGCAGCGCCGCGGUCCGCCUGGCCUCCCGCACUAUCAGGGUGCAGCAAGCCAAGUCCGUGCCCGUCGUGCCGCCCAAGCCGCAGUUCGCCAAGAUCCCCCCGGCCCUGAAGCCCAAGACACCGCCGGCCGCCAGCGUCCCCUGGGCCAGGGGCGGCACAGACGGCGAGGGCCGGGGGGCGGCCCUGCCCCGGUGGCUGCCCAGCCCCACGGCACCCGAGACCCCCCACGCGCAGCCCCCGGGGGGGACGCCGGAGAAGCGCCACAGCAGCUCGGGGUGCCCGGGCGGGAGCGGGGACGGCGGGACGGCGGCGAGGCGAGCCGCGUGGCGCAACAGCGGCAGCAUGUCCUUCGACGCCGCCGUGGCCUUGGCCACCGAGAGGCACCUGGCGCAGAUGCCCGUGAGGAGGAUGCAGACCUACGGCGGCGAGGAGCUGCCGGAGCUGCCGGGAGCCGCCAAGCCCCUUCCCUUCCACAAAGCCCCCCUGAAGCCGCUGGGCCAGCGGCUGCUGCGGCCCCUCAGCUGCGUGGUGGCCCCCGAGGGCCCGGCCCUGGGCAAGGCACCGCAGGCCCCGGCCGGCCCCGACCCGCCUGGCGAGGCUCCCGGCUCGGCCGCCCGCCAGCCGGAGGCACCGGCGAGGGACAGACUGAGCCUGCCGCGGGCGGAGGCGGAGGAGGCCGGGGCUGCCCCGCGGGGAGCGCGGGCAGCGGAGACCCCCGGCGCGGCGGGCGAGGGCUGAGGCGGCGGUGCCCGGUGCCCCAAACUGCUCGGACGCUGGGGCUGGGCCGACGUCUUCCUCCUGCACCCCCCUUUCCCUUCAGCCAUGUCCCGCUAGGGCUCCCUCCGGGAGCUCGUCCUGGCCACACGGCACGGCACAGCCACGGCCUCGCCCCUGCUGUGGGCACGAGGCCGAGAGACUUCGGGGACUGUGUGGGUGAAUAAAGGCCUGGGGUCUGUUUUCCCGGCA
Dromaius novaehollandiae (emu) is the source of this 3747-nucleotide messenger RNA. It is a transcript of the gene ARHGAP30, whose product is annotated as Rho GTPase activating protein 30. The record is from RefSeq and is a predicted model, not a curated record. The transcript is spliced from 12 exons. Gene Ontology annotation, molecular function: GTPase activator activity. Gene Ontology annotation, biological process: small GTPase-mediated signal transduction. NCBI's taxonomy places the organism in Eukaryota, Metazoa, Chordata, Aves, Casuariiformes, Dromaiidae. The coding region runs from base 187 to 3519 and encodes 1110 amino acids.